AACGUCGUUAUCACCAUGUCGUCCGAUACAGACGCAUCUCUGGACAAAACCGUCCUAGCCGUUUCCUUCGCCUCCGCCGUCCUCUACCUCUUUCAAGUCCGCUCCAGCCCCUCGUACUCGCGCACGCUCGUCAAGACCUCUUCCACCGCCUUGCUCUCCUACCUCUCUCACCUUCUCGGCGGCCCCCAAUUUCUUACUGGCGCUCUAGCUCUCAGCUCCCUCGGCGAUGCCUUCCUUGCUUGGGAUGGUGACCUAGCCUCCCUUUGUGGUCUGUCCAGCUUCUUGGUUGCUCAUGUCCUCUACAUCUUGUUGUUUCUGCAGCCGCAACAUGCUGCUGGGUUCCAAAAUUUAUUGAUGGCAAGAUGGCGCACCGCAACGGCUGGCGGAUUGGCACUUUUGGUCCCUGUCAUGAUCGCCACAUUGAUGCCCAAAGUUGGCAACCCAUUCAGAGUACCGGUGAUGGUGUACUCGCUUACCAUUUGUGUGAUGGCCCUGACGGCGCUGACAUUGGAAAAUGGAAGGGUGAUUGUGGGAACCACCAUGUUCACGGCGUCGGAUUCGAUCCUUGCGGCGGACAAGUUCCUGGUGCCUGAGACAACGGGGUAUAGAGGCUGGAUGCGGAGAGCCGCUUGGGUGUUGUACUAUGGAGGGCAGGCAUUGAUCACGCUGGGAUUUGUUGAGCCGGCGUGGUAGGGCACGUCCGGUGACUACACGGCGGUCACGCUUAUGGUGGACAGCGUGUUAUAACCCGGCUUUCGACUGUAAGCUAAAGUCUGGCUCAAGCCUCAAGCCUCUAGUGUCAGCUUUCAGCACUUGGCUACUAGGGUUGGGGGUAGUGAAUGAUGCUAUCGACGACAUUACAAAUGGUUCUCGGAUCCUGGAAGGACAAGGCCAGGACCUCAGCUUCGGCACAACAGAACGAAACAGCCAAGUCAACAUCGCGGAUUUAACAGAAGGCAGCUCUCUACCCGAACAGCCAUUGUCCCGGAAAUCAACAUCAUUUUAAGGCUAACUCUUCGCAUCCCUAUUGUUUCCCUCCAUCCUUUGGACCUAUUCAUUGUCUCGAACAUAGGCAUCCUGCUGGUUCUUUACGGGCUUGUA
Neurospora crassa OR74A is the source of this 1101-nucleotide messenger RNA. RefSeq names its product YhhN family protein. Lineage: Eukaryota; Fungi; Ascomycota; Sordariomycetes; Sordariales; Sordariaceae. Gene Ontology annotation, cellular component: membrane. The transcript has a single exon. The coding region runs from base 16 to 693 and encodes 225 amino acids. The record is from RefSeq and is a predicted model, not a curated record.